This is a messenger RNA of Diorhabda carinulata, 1168 nucleotides long. Its product is annotated as (2R)-3-sulfolactate dehydrogenase (NADP(+))-like. NCBI's taxonomy places the organism in Eukaryota, Metazoa, Arthropoda, Insecta, Coleoptera, Chrysomelidae. Gene Ontology annotation, molecular function: oxidoreductase activity. The coding region runs from base 68 to 1168 and encodes 366 amino acids. The transcript is spliced from 8 exons. The record is from RefSeq and is a predicted model, not a curated record.
CACCACUUGUGAUAUUACAUUUCAAGAUUGACAAAUAAAAAAGUUUAAGUAAAAUCAAAAUUUAAGUAUGUCUAAAUGUCCUCGACCAGAACGAUGCCAAAGACAAAAAGGAAAUAUUGCUCCAUUAAAUGAAAUAAAAAGGUUCAUCAUAGAAUGUUUACUCAAAUUGGAAGUGAAUGAAGAUAAGGCAUCUAUUUUUGCGGAUAGUUUGAUAGCAGCCGAUUAUAGAGGAAUCUAUAGCCAUGGGCUAAACAGAUUGGAAAAUUACCUGAAAGAUAUAAGAGAAAAAAUAUGUGAUGCAAAUGCUGAUCCCGAAAUUACUAUGGAGUAUGCUUCUACAGCAGCUGUUUUUGGUAAGAAUGGUUUGGGUGCUAUAGUAGGAAUAUUCUGUAUGGAUCUAGCGAUGAAAAAAGCGGCAGAAACUGGCAUUGGAUUAGUAGUAGCUAAUGGUUCCAACCAUUUUGGCAUAAAUAUGUUUUAUACUGAAUAUGCAACAGAGAAAGGGUUCAUUGGUUUAGCAUUUUCGAACACAUCUCCAGUUAUGGUUCCAACAGGUGCAAAAAAUGUUUGUCUGGGAACAAAUCCAUUAUCUUUGGCCGCUCCUGGAGAAUCUAAUGAUCAGUUAGUGAUAGAUAUGGCAACUACUGCUGUUGCUUUAGGAAAGAUUGAAAUAUAUAGACAAAAUAAUGAACCAAUUCCACUAUGGUGGGCUUUAGAUGAGGAUGGUCAACAAACAACUGAUCCAGAGGUUGCUAUGAAAAACCGAAAACUUAUGCCACUAGGAGGUGAAAUGAAUUACAAAGGAACAGCUCUAGCACUUUUGGUUGAAUGUUUCAGUGGAUUACUUGCAGAUUCUUCUUAUGGACACAAUGUUCGAAUGUGGGGCCAACAAACAACUGCACCAGCAAAUUUAGGACAUGGAUUCAUUGCAAUAGAUCCAAAGAAGUUUCCGUCUGGAUUUCAGCACCGACUAAGUGAUUUAUUGAAUCAUAUUCGAAAUAUGGAACAGGCUGAUCCAGAAGUGCCCAUAUUAGUACCUGGAGAUAUCGAACGUGCUGAGAAAAAUAAAAUAGACCAACAAGGAGGAAUUAUUUAUAAAGCCAAACAAUUAGAUAUCUUAGAAAGACUAUCAAGUGAGUUUAAUAUAAAACCAAUUCAAUUUAUUUAA